ACAUUCUGUACAUGAAAUAAUACUUUAUACGUACGAUGCAGUUUUUUACAAGUACGAUAAACUGACUUCGUCAGUGGACACCUUUUAUUAUUAUAAAUAGUAGUAUAUUUGUGUGUUUAAUACGGAUAUACUGUGUUCUAUGGGUCGUGGGAAUUCCACAUUGCGCGUGGAAGGUGUAUCGAUGUUAAAUUGAAAAGUUGUAACGCACUAAUACGAAUGCUGUGAAAAACACGUAGUCAUAUAGAUAACGAUUGACGUUGGCAUUCAUUAUUUAGGGGGCCGAUCCCAGUGUGUUUCUUGGUAGAUUGACAGAAUCGCUAAGAUGGCUGAUAUUAAAGAAUCUCCGCCGCUUUUCGAUACAAAUGAAACAAAAGUUGACGAUUUGGAUGAUGACGACGAGGAUAUUUUCGCGUCGGCUGUACAAGAUCAGAGUCAGCUAGAAGAUUCAUCUCCCUACAAUGGGAUUUCAACAAUUCCAGCAGAAUUACCAAAGUUAACUUUACGAGAUGCACCUGAAGAAAAUUCAUUUUCAUCUGUGUCAAGUCCUGCACCAGGGCCUUUAAGCCCACCAUUGGGACCAAUGGGUAGUGACAUAGGUGAUCUUCAUGACGUUCCUAUAAACGAUAAUUCAGACAUUCUACCAACAAAUAUUAUCCAGAAUCAAUCAGUGGAUGAGGUAUCAGCAGAUUCAUCCGAUGUAUUUCUAAAAAUUACAGUAACUUCUCCUCAGAAAAUUGGAGAUGGCAUGGGUGCUUAUGUCGCUUAUAAAGUUGAAACCAAAACAAAUAUGCCAAUAUUUAGAAAGCGAAAUUUCAGCGUUAUUAGGCGCUUUAGCGACUUUCUAGGUCUUCAUGAUAAGUUGACAGAUAAAUACCUUCGAAAUGGCAGAAUAAUUCCUCCUGCUCCAGAAAAGAGUGUUAUCGGGACAACUAAGAUUAAAAUGUCAGGUGACAAGAGUCAAGAACAAAAUUCCAGUUCCACAGAGUUUAUUGAGAAACGUAGAGCAGCUCUUGAAAGAUAUUUAAAUAGAACUGCAGCUCAUCCAGUGCUCAGCGUUGAUCCCGAUUUUAGAGAAUUUUUGGAAGCAGACAUGGAAUUACCAAAAGCUACCAAUACAUCUGCGCUUAGCGGUAAAGGAGUAAUGAGACUCUUUAACAAAGUUGGAGAAACCGUUAACAAAAUAACUUAUAAAAUGGAUGAAACUGAUAAAUGGUUUGAAGAAAAAACAUCACAAAUUGAUUCCCUUGAUAUACAAUUACGUGCAUUACAUUCUGCUGUUGAUACCUUAAAUAAUCAGAGAAGAGAGUUAGCAACGUGUACUGGUGCAACAGCAAGAUCUAUUGCAGUACUUGGUCAUGGAGAACCAGGUGCAUCUUUGGGAAGGGCAUUAGCUCAACUGGCUGAGACUUUAGAAAAAAUAGAAGUGAUUAGAAAAGCACAAAGUAAUAGUGAUCUCUAUCAAUUCGGAGAAAUGUUAAGGGAUUAUGUUGCUCUUAUUGGAGCAAUAAAAGAUGUGUUCCACGAACGAGUAAAAGUUUUUCAAAAUUGGCAACAUGCUCAAAUGGUAUUAAAUAAAAAACGAGAGCAGAAAGCGAGAUUAGAACAGUCUGGUAGAACUGAUAAAACAAGUCAAGCUGCUACCGAAGUUAUUGAGUGGGAAGCAAAAGUUGAUAGAGGACAAGAAGAAUUUGACAAUAUUUCGAAAAUGAUUAAAAAAGAGGUAGACCGAUUUGAGUUAGGAAGAGUAGAGGAUUUUAAAAAGCAGUUAACAGAAUAUUUAGAAUCCAUGUUGCUAUAUCAAAAUCAAAUUAUUAAAUUUUGGGAGAGCUUUUUGCCUGAAGCUCGAGCAGUUGCAUGAACAUUCCUGAAAUUAUUCUAAAAUGUUUUUUUUCUUUAAUAUAACAAUAAGAAAACUUUGCUGUAAACAUUUGUUUUCAUACGUGUUGGAGUAAAUUUCUGAAUGAUAAAUAAUACUUGUACAAUGCAUAUAUAAUUUAUUAACAUGCAUUACAAGAAAAAUAUUCGCAUUGUAGAAUCAAGAAAAUGACUGUAUAUGCGAAUAAAUGGAAGUUUUAUGUACAAUAAUUUUGGAAUACUGCCAGUGCUUUCACAAAUUUGAAAAUAACAAAAAUAUAGUAUAUUUCAUUCGAAUUUUUACAAAUUCAUUUAUGCUAAUUAUCUUUCGAGACAUCAUGCGUUUAUCAUCUUAUUAUUAGCUCAUAUUAGAAGUAUUCAACGUAGAAUACGGUUUGUUAAAAACGUUUUACAUAAUAAUAAAAAUGAAUCAAGAUUGUAUAAAUAGAAAGCAUUAAAUAACUAUUUGUUGAAACAAAGUUUAAUGAUAUAAUU
Nomia melanderi (Alkali bee) is the source of this 2349-nucleotide messenger RNA. RefSeq names its product sorting nexin 1 (gene Snx1). Gene Ontology annotation, biological process: early endosome to Golgi transport. Gene Ontology annotation, cellular component: endosome; endosome membrane. The record is from RefSeq and is a predicted model, not a curated record. Gene Ontology annotation, molecular function: phosphatidylinositol binding. NCBI's taxonomy places the organism in Eukaryota, Metazoa, Arthropoda, Insecta, Hymenoptera, Halictidae.